AUGGCGAAGGAUCACCUACUCCAAGACGAACAUUGCAAUGUCUUGCGCAGUACCAGAGGGCAGCGACUUGGUCUCUGCAUACCGGGUAUGGUGGUCGAUGCAAACGACGAUCCAUCGGUUGCCAUCAUCGGUUGUCAUCGGAUUUUCGCAGGCGAACCGUUGCCCCCAGUAGAAAUUUGGCGCAUGACACGAGUGCCUUUUGGAGCCAAGUCCAGUCCAUUUCUUCUCGCUGCCACUAUACGUCACCACCUGAGAACAGCAGAAGAGACAUACCCACGCACGGCGUCCUUACUUUCCAGCCAUUUCUAUGUGGACGACCUCGUUGUUGGUAUGCCAUCGCCGGAAGAGGCACUUACUGUUUACCACGAGUCGCGGCAAAUCUUCCGCGACGCGGGCAUGAAACUGGUUAAGUGGACGAGCAAUAAUGCUCAUCUCCGGGCUACCUUUGACGCCGAUGGGACAGGAAGUUCGACCACGUCGCCACUAAGGAAGGUCCUAGGAAUUGUUUGGGAUAUCGAGACAGAUGAAAUUCGGUAUCCGUUGAAGUCAAUAUCGGAGUUCCUGGAGCAACGGUCGAAUACCAAACGGUAUGUACUGCAAGCAGUGGCUCGCAUUUAUGAUCCCUUGGGCUAUGUGGCGCCUUUCGUGUUGACAGCCAAGAUUUUGCUACAACGGAUUUGGCUCUCCAAGAUGAGUUGGGACGAAGAACUACCAGAAGACCUGAUGGGAGUGUGGUCGUCUUGGUGCCAGCAGGUGCCUUUAUUGUCUCGCGUCUCAUUACCACGGCGGCUCGGCGGGAAGAUGUCGGAGGGCAGCAUCGCGCUGCAUGUUUUGCGACGCGAGUCCGCGAGCAUAUGUGCGGAUCUUCUUUCGGCAAAGUCUCGGGUGGCCCCGGUCAAAACGGUCUCCUUACCGAGACUCGAGUUAAUGGGUGCCGUCAUCGCGACCAGGCUUAUGAGGUUCUUACAGACGACGUUAUCUCUGUCCACCGUACCCACUGUGUUAUGGACGGACUCUGAGAUAACACUCUACUGGAUUUACGGAUCGACGAACGACUGGGAACCUUUUGUACAGAACCGGGUGUCGGAGAUACGGGCUGGUACGGAGCCUAGUCAGUGGCGCCACUGCCCCGGCAAAGAAAAUCCCGCUGAUCUUCUCACAAGAGGCACUUCAUGCCUCCAAUUGCUGAACAACAGUGCAUGGUGGCAGGGGCCCUCGUGGCUUACGGAUCAAGAGUCUUGGCCUCCAGCGUGGCGUACUCCGGAUGAACCCUGCGUCGAGGUACGAAACGAAACAAAGGCCCAGACGGCGUGCUGUGUACCCAUCUUGGCUACUACUACCCUAAUGGAUGUUGCCAAAUACAGUUCGCUCCACCGGCUGCUGAGAGUUACCGCUUGGGUGUAA
This is a messenger RNA of Ornithodoros turicata, 1404 nucleotides long. RefSeq lists its product as uncharacterized. The transcript is spliced from 2 exons. Bases 1 to 1404 code for a protein of 467 amino acids. NCBI's taxonomy places the organism in Eukaryota, Metazoa, Arthropoda, Arachnida, Ixodida, Argasidae. The record is from RefSeq and is a predicted model, not a curated record.